AAUAAUUCGUGACCAGUGAAUCAGUCGCUCAUUUAUUUGAGGGCAAUUAACACUGAAAAAUAUAUUUGACCAGUUUAAUUAUGCGUCCCUUUGUCCCCUUAUUUUUCAUCCUGGUGGUCGCACAGACCACCUUCUCCCUCACCCACGCCGCCAACAUUCCUCCCCCCGAAGGGGGUCAAAACCCCCCCAAACCGAAUCCCGCCCCCCGCCAAAUCGCCGAUGAAGACGACAUCGACACGGACGGGCCGUACGGCUACAUUCCUCGCGUUGUUCACGGCGUCAACAAAAUUGUCAAAGGGGUUUUAACCGGAAGUCCGCAUUCCGUCUUUCACGGCGCCUUCGGCAUCGCGCCGGACGACGUGGCGGAAGACCUGAUCGGAACUUACAACCAAAUUAUGGGAAUUCCUGACACGGAAGAUCUCGAUUUGGACGAGACGACCGAAAAAAAGUCGGGUGGGGGUAAGAAACCCUUGAAAAAACCGGGAGCGGCAGGAUUAACGGGUUUAAUCAAGGGCGGGGCAGGAACAAAUGGUGCAGCGACAAAGACAAAACCUGCAGGCGCCGUGGCGUCAUCGGUGUCAGCGACAAAACCAAAAGUUAACAAAAAGAAGAAGCCGGUCUCGGAGAAAGGGGACAGCGCCGAGGACGAGGACGAGGAAGACGAUGAAGAUGACUUUUAAUUAGCAAAAAUUGCACAAAAUUGCAUAAAAAUUGCACAAAAUUGCAGAAAAAUUGCAGAAAAAUUGCAGAAAAUUAUACUUAUUAAUAACAAUAAUAAAUUAAUUCCUGAGGAUUAAGCCGACUUUCAAUAAUGAAUAAAAAUAUUUAAUUAAUUCUUGAUCGGAACUGAAUUCCUGACCCGAAAGAUCUCGAUUUGGACGAGACUACAGAAAAAAAGUCGGAUGGGGGUAAAAACCCGGUAAAAAAACGGGAAUUAAAUUGGUAAUAUUCAUCUAUUUUGGGGAAAGUGUAAUAGUGCAAAUGCAGUCGAAUUGUGUAAAUGAUUCAAUUUCUGAGAAGUGGUCAGUUUGGUCACUAAUUUGCAGUAUGAAGGACGAUUAAACGGAAAUAGCCACGUGAAAAAUUGCUAAUUAAGGAACAGAUUCUCAGAAGAUUAGAUCACAAUACAUAAAUUAUGAAUUAUUUUUCUUCCAAUUUUUUCACCCUUGCACAAUUGUGGACAAGAUUAAUAAAAAAUAGAUAUUGAAAUG
This is a messenger RNA of Folsomia candida, 1211 nucleotides long. RefSeq lists its product as uncharacterized. The transcript is spliced from 2 exons. Lineage: Eukaryota; Metazoa; Arthropoda; Collembola; Entomobryomorpha; Isotomidae. The record is from RefSeq and is a predicted model, not a curated record. The coding region runs from base 81 to 680 and encodes 199 amino acids.